Messenger RNA from Dichotomopilus funicola, 1056 nucleotides. Its product is annotated as CENP-Q, a CENPA-CAD centromere complex subunit-domain-containing protein. The record is from RefSeq and is a predicted model, not a curated record. The transcript has 2 exons. The annotation marks the transcript as partial. Lineage: Eukaryota; Fungi; Ascomycota; Sordariomycetes; Sordariales; Chaetomiaceae.
CAAGGAGCUAAGAAGCGCCGUGGGCGUCCCCCUCGGACCUCUGGCGAGGCCGGAUCUCCCAGCCAACCCGCGGAAGCGCCGGGCUCGACCAACCCCCGCAGACGACAUAAGAAAUCGCCUCAACGUCGCACUUCCUUCGAUACCAACCAACCCUCCCGGCAACAGCAGCAGCAACAGCAAGACCAAGAAUCCGAGAACGAGCCCCAACCACCUCCCCCCUCAAGACCCCAUCAACUAACCACACUCACCCGACACAUCCCGCGCACCACCAUCGCCUCCAAAUGGGCCCCGCUCUCCACACCCUCCAUCAACGCCAUAUCCUCCCUCCUCCGAGACAGUGCCCGGCCGGUCCUGCACCGCCUUCGCGAGCGCGACCAACGACACGCCCAAGCGGCCUCCAUUCUGCGCACUUUCUCCACCCGACUACACGCCAAGCUCGUCAAGGGGAUGCCCUUCCCGCCGCCAGCGGUGCCCGCGCCCAAGGUGAGGGGGAGGAAACCCAAAGAUGGUGGAGACGGGGGUGGCGGUGGUGGUGGUGGGGGCCAUGAGACGGAGUUGAACUUUGAGAAGACGGUUGACGCGAUUGCUGGGUUGGAGAGGGCGCUUGAUCCGCUGCUGCAUAGUGUGGUGUUGUUGAAAGGGGAGAAGGAGCGGGAAGAGAAGGCGCUGGAGAGAGAUUAUGAGAAUUUGAGGCGGUUGGAGGGGAAUGCGAGGGCACAGGCGAGGGGUUGGAGAGAGGGGAAAGGGAAGGGGCGAGAGCAUGUUUUGGUCGGUGGGAUUGGUGCUGGCGAAGGUCGGGAUGAGGAGAAAGGCGAUGGGUUGAACGUUGUGUCGAGGACGGCGGGUGUUGAAGGUGGCGGUGUUUUCCAGGACCUACAAGACGAAGCGCUUGUCGCGCUAUCGCAGCAGAUUGGGAACCACAUGGAGAGUAUGAAGAGCAACCUAAGUCAGAUCGACGGUGUAUUACCGGCUAUUGCGAGGAGCAGGGCUGCACUACAGGGAGCGCUGUGCGAACAUCUGGAUCCGGAGCAGUAUGAACAGGUUCUGCUUGGGUAG